UGCCGGUCGGCGUGUCCACCACUUUGUGGCCUGAACUGUGUAGCCGUCUUUCCUUCUCAAUCAACACACUAUUCAACACUAAACGACGCCCGCUCCAACGUAGCUUCACCACAACAAUUGCCAGCAUGUCCGCCCCUUACAAGUCCAUUUCGACCGACCAGGCUCCCAGCGCCAUCGGCCCUUACUGCCAGGCCACGGUCCACAACGGCACCAUCUACUGCUCGGGCAACAUCCCCUUUGACCCCAAGACGAUGCAGACCGUCGAGGGCGGCGUUGAGGCUCAGACUCAGCAAGCCAUGACCAACCUCCUCAACGUCAUCCAGGCCGCUGGAGGCGACAAGUCUACUAUCCUCAAGACGACCGUCUUUAUCAAGGACAUGAACGACUUUGCCAAAAUCAACGCUGUCUACGAGAAGAACCUGGCCCCCUACAAGCCCGCCCGCUCCGCUGUCGAGGUCGCUCGUCUUCCCAAGGACGUCCUCGUCGAGGUUGAGUGCAUUGCCACCGUCAAGGCUUAGAAACUUGCGUUGCAAUGACCAAGAUACAAUUGAAGAAGACAUAUUCUGCCUCCAUGAUCAUCGUCGGUAUGCCCGCUCGCUCGCUUGCGUGAGGCGCCUUAUCA
Messenger RNA from Jaminaea rosea, 622 nucleotides. RefSeq names its product YjgF-like protein. The record is from RefSeq and is a predicted model, not a curated record. Gene Ontology annotation, cellular component: mitochondrion; cytosol. The transcript is spliced from 4 exons. The coding region runs from base 126 to 518 and encodes 130 amino acids. Gene Ontology annotation, molecular function: deaminase activity. Lineage: Eukaryota; Fungi; Basidiomycota; Exobasidiomycetes; Microstromatales.